This is a messenger RNA of Colletotrichum tamarilloi, 123 nucleotides long. RefSeq lists its product as uncharacterized. NCBI's taxonomy places the organism in Eukaryota, Fungi, Ascomycota, Sordariomycetes, Glomerellales, Glomerellaceae. The record is from RefSeq and is a predicted model, not a curated record. The transcript has a single exon. Bases 1 to 123 code for a protein of 40 amino acids.
AUGGCGAUUGAGUCCUUAUUGUGUCGACACCCCUCCCUACCCCGUACACUGUGUGCGUUGCUUCCGGCCAGAGACGGACGCGGUACGGCCUUGUAUCUCGACGGCUGCGGUACGGGAGCAUGA